AUGCCUACUCUUGUUAAUUAUAGUGGUGAUGGAGAUUUCUCUACUGGGAGUUCAUUUUGUUCCCGUAAGGAUGGUUACCACCCUUCAAGGAAGCGCCAUCGUAUCAGUGCUUCAUUAGUUGUUAAAAGCAGUAUAUUUGAGGCUAAAAAAAAUUCCAUUGAGAUUCUACCAGACGAAUGUUUAUUUGAGAUCCUCAGACGCUUACCAGGCCGAGAGAGGAGUGCCACUGCUUGUGUUUCCAAGCGUUGGCUAAUGCUCUUGAGUAGCAUCCGUAGCUCUGAGUUUUACGGGAGCAAAGCCCCUCGAGGGAAAGUAGAUCCAAUUUCAAAUAAUCAGGUUUCCAAUAAUACAGAACUGAGCUCUGAAGAUCAGGAUCUUGAAGUGGAGUGUGAUGGAUACCUCACGAGGAGUGUAGACGGAAGGAAAGCAACGGAUGUUAGGCUUGCCGCUAUUGCAGUUUGUACUGCCAGCCGGGGUGGACUUGGAAAGCUUUCUAUUCGUGGAAGCAACUCUCUUCGGAGUGUUUCUAAUGUUGGGUUGUCAGCAAUUGCUCAUGGUUGCCCGUCGCUCAGGGUUCUUUCACUGUGGAAUGUUCCAUCUAUUGGUGAUGAAGGUCUCUUUGAAAUUGCAAGGGAGUGUCAUUCAUUAAAGAAGCUAGAUCUUUGCCAAUGUCCUUCAAUUUCAAACAAAGGUGUACUUGCAAUUGCGGAAAACUGUCCUGAUUUAACUUCAUUAACAAUUGAAUCUUGUUCAAAUGUUGGGAAUGAGAGUCUGCAAGCCGUUGGAAAAUAUUGCAUUAAACUUCGGUCGAUUUCUAUCAAAGACUGCCCAUUUGUUGGGGAUCGGGGUGUUGCGAGUAUCUUGUCAUUAGCUUCUGCAGUCUUGACAAAGGUGAAACUUCAAACUCUAAACAUCACAGAUUUCUCGGCUGCUGUAAUAGGGCACUACGGGAAGGCAAUUACCAAUCUUGUCCUCAGUGGGCUGCAAAACAUGAGCCAGAAGGGCUUUUGGGUGAUGGGUAAUGCGCAAGGUCUCCAUAGCCUUUCAUCUUUGACAAUCUCUUCGUGUAGGGGAAUGACUGAUUUGAGCCUUGAAGCACUCGGAAGGGGCUGUCCAAAGCUUAAACAGAUAUGCUUUCACAAGUGCUGCUUUGUGUCCGACAAUGGGCUUGUAGCAUUCGCCAAAGGCGCCAACUCUCUUGAGAGCUUGCAAUUAGACGAGUGCAACCGGAUCACCCAAACCGGGAUUUUAAAUGCUCUUUCGAACUGUAAUUCGAAGUUAAAGUCUCUUUCCCUGAAUAAGUGCAUGGCAGUUAAGGAUCUGUCUCCCGAAUCUUCAAUGCUAUCCCCUUGUGAAUAUCUUCGAUCCUUGUCCAUCCGAAGCUGCCCGGAAUUUGGAAGUACUAGCUUGGCUAUAAUUGGGAAGCUAUGUCCCCAGCUACAUCACUUAGAUCUCAGUGGGCUUUGUGGAAUCACUGAUUCUGGUCUUCUGCCUCUUUUGGAGAGCUUUCAGACAGGAUUGGCUAAGGUUAAUCUUAGUGGCUGCCUAAAUUUGACAGAUGAAAUAGUAUUUGCCCUUGCUAAAUUGCAUGGUGGAACACUCGAAUCACUAAAUCUUGAUGGUUGUAGAAAUCUUAGCGAUGCAAGUUUAAUGGCACUGGCGGUGAACUGCCCUUUGCUCCGUGAUAUUGAUGUUUCUAAGUGUUCCAUCACUGAUUCUGGUAUUGUUGCUUUAUCCUAUGGAGUGCAAACAAAAUUGCAGAUUCUUUCCUUGUCGGGCUGCUCGAUGAUAUCGAACAAGAGCAUGCCGUCUCUGAAAAAAUUGGGAAGGACACUGGUAGGAUUGAAUCUCCAGCAUUGUAAUUCCAUUAGUAACAGCACGAUUCAGUUUCUCACAGAGAAUUUGUGGAAAUGCAAUAUUCUAUCAUAA
Molecule: messenger RNA, 1929 nt
Organism: Fraxinus pennsylvanica
Lineage: Eukaryota; Viridiplantae; Streptophyta; Magnoliopsida; Lamiales; Oleaceae
Source: the annotation of a GenBank genome assembly